This is a messenger RNA of Aspergillus homomorphus CBS 101889, 723 nucleotides long. RefSeq lists its product as uncharacterized. NCBI's taxonomy places the organism in Eukaryota, Fungi, Ascomycota, Eurotiomycetes, Eurotiales, Aspergillaceae. Bases 255 to 617 code for a protein of 120 amino acids. The transcript has a single exon. The record is from RefSeq and is a predicted model, not a curated record.
CUGCACUCCGCCCUACAGCUGACACUGAUAGAAGCUCCGACAAUCCUGACUAAAAGAACUAGCGGCUCCCUAACAGUGAACGGGCUCGACGGAGUCAACCGCCGGUCCCUCUGGCAUCCGGGCCCAUCCCUGCCACGCUAGGACGAACUGCGUAAAUGCACGGGGAUCAAAUCGAUCAAUCACGGCCGGAGAUCGCGCGCCGCUUCGCUCAUUCGAUACACCAUUCAGGACGGAGGGUCGACGACUGAUUCUUGAUGGCCGGUCCGGUUUGGUCUCGCUUUCCUCAAAGCGUGAGUGAGGAAUUACUCCGGGUGCAGAAGUGGAGAGAGAUUCGAGACUUUCCAUCCCGACUCCAAUUUGCUAAGACUUUCUCUUUCAACAAGUUUGAGCUCUUUUUUUCUUUUUUUCUUUUCUCCUUUGCGUGGAGCAAUCCUUCAGUCGGACUGUUGUAUCGAGACUACCACACAGCUUUGGAGAGGUUGCGCCAGGCUAGCCAUGGUUUACCUGUCAAAUCCUCGGCUGUACCUGCAGCGACCAUGCAAGUGCAAGCAGCGAACCACCUACCAGGUCGCCUCGCGUCUAAUCUAGCAAUUCUUCAGCUGUCCCAACAACUCUAGUCUAACAGCCUUUCAGCCGGAUGUACAGGAGUGCAGUUCCGGCCAUGACUAGCACGAGUGAGUGACAGACCGGCAGCUCCCAUCCCCCUCCCAGAACAUUCAGCCG